This is a messenger RNA of Labeo rohita (rohu), 1480 nucleotides long. RefSeq names its product sphingomyelin synthase 2b (gene sgms2b). The transcript has 6 exons. Gene Ontology annotation, cellular component: Golgi membrane; endoplasmic reticulum membrane. The coding region runs from base 65 to 1156 and encodes 363 amino acids. The record is from RefSeq and is a predicted model, not a curated record. Gene Ontology annotation, biological process: ceramide biosynthetic process; sphingomyelin biosynthetic process. Gene Ontology annotation, molecular function: ceramide cholinephosphotransferase activity; sphingomyelin synthase activity. NCBI's taxonomy places the organism in Eukaryota, Metazoa, Chordata, Actinopteri, Cypriniformes, Cyprinidae.
CCCAGGCACAUCGUUUCAGUCUUCCGGCACAUGCACACUGUUAAACAGUUGUAGUGUAUGAGCGAUGGCAGCAUCUCAUCUUUUGGAUGAUCGAGAAGAUGACGGACCCAAUGGUAGCUGCCAAGUGAUGGUGAUGAUGGAGGAGAGGACACACCCCCAGGCCACGCCCUGUGGCAAUCAGGUUGACGACAAGCCAAAAAGCACUAAGCGUCUGCAGGGUUUCCGUAAAGCCUUGCGGAAAAACCAGGACUACUCUCGCAUCUCAAAGCCCAGCAGCUCCCAGCUGCCGUCAGAAUGGUGGAAGACGGGAAUCGCCUUCAUCUGGGCCGGAUUUAACCUCGUCCUUACUACCAUCAUGAUCACCGUCGUCAACGAGAGGGUCCCGGAUAAGUCCGUCAGCCCGCCGUUACCGGACAAGUUCUUCGAUUACAUUCCGCGUGUGGAGUGGGCGUUUUCCGUCACCGAGGUGAACGGGAUGAUCCUCGUGGCUCUGUGGUUCGUCCAGUGGCUCUUCCUCAAGCACAGAGCCAUCGUGGGCCGACGGUUUUUCUUCCUGCAGGGAAUGUUGUAUUUGUACCGUAUAGUGACCAUGUACAUCACAACUCUUCCUGUUCCCAGCAUGCACAUGGACUGCGCCCCGAAGCUCUACAAUGAUUCUCAUGGGAAGAUCAAGCGUGUUUUGCAGCUGGUGUCUGGAGGAGGUUUGUCCAUCACUGGCUCUCAUCUGUUGUGCGGAGACUUCCUGUACAGCGGCCACACGGUCAUGCUGACCCUCACCUUCCUCUUCAUCCAAGAAUACUCACCCCGCUCGUGCAGAUGGCGUUGCUAUCACGGGUUCUGCGGGUUGCUAAGCGCGACGGGCGUGGUCUGUAUCCUGGUGGCACACGAGCAUUACAGCGUAGAUGUAGUGGUGGCGUAUUUCAUCACCUCGCACCUCUUCUACUGGUACCACACCAUGGCCAACAACCAGGCCUUGAGAGAUUCUCCUCACAACUACCUGAACCGGACGUGGUGGAACUGGGUGUUUAACUUCCUAGAGAAGAACGUUAAGACGCCGGUUCCCUGCACGUUCUCGUGGCCGCUGUCGCUUCCGUACGUGUGCUUCAAGAACCCGUGCAAGAGCUACUCAAUGGUGCAGAGCGCACGGGACGAAUGACGCCACAAAACCCUACGCCUGCGAGAUCCUGUGUACUUGAAGCGCAGCUUUUACAUGCCUUUUAACGUGUGGUUCAUCAGAGUUCAUCAGAGUUGAUCUGUAAAGAUUUGCUGCCCGUGGUUUAUUCCUUAAAGUAUUGUUUUCACGCUAUACUUUUAGACAUGAUUAAAAUGUGUAUUCUAAUAAUGUUUCUCACUGAAGGAUUACAAAAUGUGUAUUGUUCGUAAUUGUAUCAUUUUUAUUUUAACUUAUUUGUUCAUUACCUUGUUAAGGAAAUGUGUUCUUUGUUUUACAAAUGUCAGAAAAAUAAAUACUAUUUUCUUA